Aspergillus ibericus CBS 121593 is the source of this 2074-nucleotide messenger RNA. RefSeq lists its product as uncharacterized. The record is from RefSeq and is a predicted model, not a curated record. The coding region runs from base 88 to 2058 and encodes 656 amino acids. Lineage: Eukaryota; Fungi; Ascomycota; Eurotiomycetes; Eurotiales; Aspergillaceae. Gene Ontology annotation, biological process: regulation of DNA-templated transcription; DNA-templated transcription. The transcript has 8 exons. Gene Ontology annotation, molecular function: DNA binding; DNA-binding transcription factor activity, RNA polymerase II-specific; zinc ion binding.
CUACCUGUUCUGUAGAGACUAUAGUCUAAGGUGCCUGCCAAGGGAAACCCCGGCCUAGUAUUUAUCUGUGUAGCAAAGCAUUCUGUCAUGUCUCGAGUGGAACCUACUCGAAAGCGGGUUUCAUUAGCUUGCACCGUGUGCCGGAAGAAGCGAAUACGAUGUGAUGGUGCAAAGCCCGUCUGUGGUCGAUGUGCCAGUGAAGAGGAGCAGUGUGAAUAUCGUUAUGACGAAGAAAGACGCAAACCGCCAAGUAAACAGCAGGUGCAGGCAUUAGAGGCUCGGGUCCAGGCUUUGGAAGCCCAACUUCUUGAAUAUCAGGGGCGAGAUAGACAGUUCCAGAAUGACAGCUCUCGAUCUCUACACCAGAAGAAGUAUGCCAUGCAGUCAGAGCCGGGUUGGCCUCCACAUCUCAAGGAGGCUAGUAUCAAGGAUGACCUGGUUGACUUGAUGGGAGGACUCAGUCUGGGAGAGGGCAAUCAACUCCGUUAUUUUGGAUCUCGCAGUCAUCUGAGUCUGGUCGAGCAGCAGGUAGACACUCCCGAAGAUCCAUCGUCCAUCCAUCUAGCAGUUUCAGAUAUAAAGCUCUCCGACAUCUGGGGCACCCUUCUGCCCAAUACUCAGGACAAGCUGCUGACAGCCUUCUGGAGGUGGCAAAAUCAAUGGCAAUACCUCAUUCACAAGGAGGCUUUCACCAGGAGUCUCGCCAGGGACGGAGAGGAUGGGUAUUGUACUCCACUCCUGUUGUCCAGCAUCCUUGCUUUGGCAUCCAGGUAUGUUGACGUGCCUGAGACCCGUGUCGAUGGCAGUGAUCCGAGGACCGCUGGCGAUGCCUUUGCACGGCAAGCCAAAGCGCUCCUCUUUCAAGAGAUCGAGGCUCCUCGCGUGUCAACUGUGAUUGCGGCGGCGCUUAUCUCCCUUAUGGAAAUGGCAGUGGACAAGGAACCAGCAGGCUGGACCUAUUUAGGCAUUGCCAUACGCAUGGCGUAUAAUCUUGGUCUGCAUAUCGAUCCCAGUCAGUGGGUCAAUUCCGGAUCUUUGACUGGCGAGGAGGCUGAACUACGAUCCAUUGCGUGGUGGGGAUGCUAUAUGAUUGAAAAAUUAUUUACCGUGGGAAUCGGCCGGCCGAGUAUCAUUCUCGAUCGAGAUAUCCAGGUUCCGCUUCCGCCUAUCCGUGCAGCGAUCGAUUAUCAGCCAUGGGAUGACAACGGCGAGUUCUUCCCUGAUUCCCAACCAUUCCUAUCCUAUUCUACAACAACCUUCCAUUAUGCGUGUCGAAUUCUUCAGAUGGUCGUGCAGCCACUGGACGACAUAUAUACUCCUAAUAAUUCCACAUCCUCAGGCGAAAAGAAAAAUAUCAUGACCAAAGCAACCGUCGAAUUAACGUCCUUUUACAGCAAUUUCCCAAGCAUUCUUCGUCUUCCAUCCGCUAUAACGAAGCAGCCUGUUCCGCCCCAUCUUUAUUGUUUACAUAUUCACUACUAUACUUUAAUCAUCCUCCUUCAUCGUCCGUUUAUCGGUGUCCCAGACAGCUUCAACCUGUUGGAUGGCCUUCUAAAUAAGGCCUUGGUGUCUUACCAUGAGACAUGCAGCAAAUCGGCUGAACAGAUCACGCAUCUGCUCCAGGUUUAUUCCAAGUUUUACUCUUUGAGGAACAUUUCCAUUUCAGUCAUCGACUCAGCCCGAACAGCUGCCAUGAUCCAUCUUUUCAACAUGACAUCUCACGACCAGUUGAUGCAAGACAAGUCCGAACGGCUCUUCAUGCAAACACUCCAUCUUCUCCAGGAAAUGAAGACAGCAUGGGGAUGGGCAGAACGAUCAGUCAGAACGCUAGUGUUGAUCUCACGCAAAUGGGGUGUCCACGAAGGAUUACAUAGGAUGUUCCCGGGAGGCGAAAGGCAAUCACUGUCCUCUCUUGAUCCACCGUCGGCUUUAAAAGACCUCGAUCCCUAUGGUUUCAUGGAGUGGCAGGAUUUGACUUCUUGGGCCGAGCAAGAUACUAUUAACCCCGAGUUGUUGGCCAUGCCUCCUGGGGAUCAGCCCUGGCCGUUGGGAAUAUGAUUUGGAGCAUUGAUCC